AUGAGGGAUAUAUCUGAUAGGUUUGCUACUGAUUGCAGUAGAGACAGGCUUUACAAGGCAAGGAAAAUUGCCUUAACAUUAGUCAGGGGGUCAGUUGAGGAUCACUAUGCUUAUCUCAGAAGUUACAUAGCUGAGUUGAAAAGGGUAGAUGAGGAGGGUACUUUUGAGGUUGUGAUGGGAAGAGAUGGUGUAUUCCAGGGACUUUACAUAGGUCACAGUGCAUUGAGGAAGGGGUUUAAAGAGAGUUGUAGACCAUUAAUUGGGUUGGAUGGGUGUUUUUUGAAGACCUACCUAGGGGGUAUAUUGAUGUGUGCUGUUGGGAAGGAUGGGAACAACCAGAUGUUCCCAAUAGCUUGGGGAGCAGUGAGUGUUGAAAAUGAGGUCAAUUGGGGUUGGUUUGUGAGUUUACUUGUUAAAGACUUGGAGAUAGGUUCUGGAGAGAACUACACAUUCAUUAGUGACCAGCAGAAAGGACUUAUGAAUGCUGUGAGUACAUAUGCUCCUAGGGCCGAGCACAAGAAUUGUGCCCGGCACAUAUACAUGAACUGGAAGAAGGACAACAAAGGAGCAACACUGAAAACCUUGUUCUGGAGAGCUGUUAGAUCCAGUACAGUCCAGCACUACAAUAAGGUGAUUGAAAAAAUGAAAGCUGAGAGUGUUGGAGCUUAUCAAGAUUUCAUUGGGAGGGAAGUAUCUAAAUUCUGUAAGGCUUUCUUGUCUUUCAAUCCUAAGUCCGACAUGGUAGAUAAUAAUAUAAGUGAAACGUUCAAUGGAUGGAUACUUAGUGCUAGGGGUAAACAUUUGAUUCAUAUGAUGGAAGAAAUUAGGACAUCUAUCAUGGUAAGGCAAGUAAAGAAACUGCAUAAUAUGGCCGAGAUAACAUAUAAGAUUUGUCCUAUGAUAAACAAAAAGCUUGAGAAAUUGAAGUAUGAGGCUAGGAAUUUGAACCCCCUACCUGCUCUUGGUGAUAAGUUUGAGGUUGAGGAAGCUGGGGAUAAGUAUGUGGUGAACAUUCCAUUGAAGACAUGUUCUUGUAGGAUGUGGGAGCUUACUGGGAUACCAUGUAAGCAUGCUAUGUGUGCCAUUAGAUUUUUGAAGGAGGAUCCAUCAGCAUAUGUCAGUGAAUACUACACAGUUAGUAGGUAUUUGCAGGCAUACAAGUAUGCUUUGGAGCCCCUAAAUGGUGAGCUACUGUGGCCACAGUGUGAGGGUGAGAAAAUUAAGCCUCCAGUUGUUAAGAAAAUGCCAGGGAGACCUAAGAAAAAUAGGGUUAGAGAUCCCCUAGAGGUUGAUCCAAAGAACCCUAGCAGACUGAGAAGGAAAUGCCUUGUUAUGACAUGUGGGAACUGUGGUGAACAAGGGCAUAAUACCAGGAGUUGCAAGAAGGAGAAGGUUGAAAAAACUACAACUGAAAAGGGAAAAAGGGGAAGGCCAAAGAAGCCAACUGCUCCAGAAGUUGACAAGGGGAAAAGCCCCAUGCCUUCGAAGGCAGAGUAG
This is a messenger RNA of Salvia miltiorrhiza (redroot sage), 1497 nucleotides long. RefSeq lists its product as uncharacterized. The coding region runs from base 1 to 1497 and encodes 498 amino acids. Gene Ontology annotation, molecular function: zinc ion binding; nucleic acid binding. The record is from RefSeq and is a predicted model, not a curated record. NCBI's taxonomy places the organism in Eukaryota, Viridiplantae, Streptophyta, Magnoliopsida, Lamiales, Lamiaceae. The transcript has 2 exons.